Molecule: messenger RNA, 2017 nt
Organism: Lactuca saligna
Lineage: Eukaryota; Viridiplantae; Streptophyta; Magnoliopsida; Asterales; Asteraceae
Source: the annotation of a GenBank genome assembly
GUAACCGGUAACCCUAAAUCAUCUGUGUCUCGCAUCGCAGAUUUCUCAAUUCUCUCCCUCAUGCUCUCAUCGACGAAGACAGUGAAUUCGUGAAGUGAGGAAUAUCGAUCUCGAUCUGUCAAAUGUCAAUGGAACAAUCGAUUAAGCUGAAGUGAGUUGGUCUGCAAGCAACAUCUCGAUCCCUCUCAGUCUCAGGUUCCAGUCUCCAACUCGACAUCUAUCUUCGUUCAGAUAAUAGAUGAAGAUGAUCACGAAAGCAUCAACAACGAUCCUUUAUUCCCUACUUAAAGAUGGUGAAAAACGAGUCCUUGAAGACAUCAUAAACGAUUUCUCCUCAAAAAUCCCAAAAUCAAUGCAAAAUGAAAUCUUGUCAGCACUUGUCAUGCUCUUGGAUGACACCCACACCCCAAAAUUCCUAAAAUCCACAGAACGAUUGGUUGCAUUUGCAUUACUUCACCACACAUAUUCCCCCCUAAAAUCAUCCUCCACCAAUCCCUACAUUUCUUUGCUCACAAACACUGCAAAUGACGAAAAAACCGAUACUUUGGAACGUGCAUUCAUCCUUCAUCUCUUAUCCUCUCCAUCUCCCGUGAUGAAACUAUCUCCGGCGGAUUUCAUUACCAAAUUCGAUCCUUCAUCUCACCGGUUCCCGGAGCCGCCGCCACCACCACCGCCGGAAAACCCCCAUCCCAAACCGGUCAAUUCCCUCUUCAAAAACACCGCGAUAAAAAACGCGAUACCGGAUCCCGACAUCAGCUCACCGGAGUUGGAGUUCCCGCCGCCAGAGACCAUAACCGGUCUAAUCCAAACUCUAUCAUUGGAAGCGCUCUACCCUCACUGGGCCCGCCCUACACCGCCUCGCCUCCCGGUGCUAGAAGGUGAGCUCGUCUGGGUCAACCCUGAGUCGACUCACGAACCGCUUUGGGACACCGGGAUGUGUGCCGACACGAGCCGUGGUGCAGCCGUCCGUGAACUGAUCCUAAAAGCCCUAAAAGGACCGUUAGCUCCAUCUCAACAGGAACAGGUUUUACUGGAGCUAACCUCCGACCCCAAACUGGUGUACCACUGCGGUCUAACGCCACGGAAGCUGCCGGAGCUGGUGGAGAACAACCCUCUGAUUGCGGUGGAGGUGCUGAUUAAGCUGAUGAACUCGCCGGAAAUUUCAGAGUAUUUUACGGUUCUGGUGAAUAUGGACAUGAGUUUGCAUUCGAUGGAGGUGGUCAACCGGUUGACCACUGCGGUUGAACUGCCGACUGAGUUUGUCCACAUGUACAUAACCAAUUGUAUAUCAUCGUGUGAGAAUAUUAAGGAUAAGUACAUGCAGAACCGGUUGGUGAGGCUCGUGUGUGUUUUUCUGCAGAGUUUGAUCCGCAACAAGAUCAUUAAUGUUCAGGAUUUGUUUAUUGAGGUUCAGGCCUUUUGUAUCGAGUUUUCUAGGAUCCGAGAAGCUGCAGUAGUCAAGGGAGGUAGGUGGCAAUACAGAAGGUAAAUUACAAGAUAUUGUGAUCACGAAUUGGGAAUAUGCCAAAUUAAAUUGGAGAUUACUCGGGUGGAUCCCAGUGACAGAAGAACUGAUUUGUCAAAUUUUGUACUUGGAACCUACAACAUAUAUGCAAAAUUUGAAUUGUCUUUUAAUUUUUCAUAUUACAGCUUUGUACAGUGAAAAAUCUACCAGUUAUAGCAAUGUCAUCUAAAUACAAAUUGUAAUUUGGUAGAUUUUUAAAAGUGCAAUGCCUUGAAAAGAUUCUUCUUUUGAAACUGCAAUGCUGUAAUAGAAAGAAAUGAAAGUGCAUUGCUGUAAUGGGAUAAAAAUACCUUGAAACCAAUUGUUUCAUAUGGUUCAGCAGCAGCAAAAAGAAGAUAAUGGUAUCUUUUGUCUUAACAGGCUAAAUGCAAAAAAUAGCAAUGUAAUUUCUUUUCUCUGUACUAUGUCAUUGUGCUUUCAGUUUUAUUUUAUUUUUUAUUUUUUUUACAACAUUGUAUAUUGUAUAUUGAAGAAAAUAGCAGUUAUUAUGAC